Juglans microcarpa x Juglans regia is the source of this 2424-nucleotide messenger RNA. RefSeq names its product glucosidase 2 subunit beta. The transcript has 16 exons. Gene Ontology annotation, biological process: N-glycan processing. Bases 143 to 2032 code for a protein of 629 amino acids. Gene Ontology annotation, cellular component: glucosidase II complex. NCBI's taxonomy places the organism in Eukaryota, Viridiplantae, Streptophyta, Magnoliopsida, Fagales, Juglandaceae. The record is from RefSeq and is a predicted model, not a curated record. Gene Ontology annotation, molecular function: protein binding.
AAGGUAUUGGGCGGGCCUGUUUCUGGUCGUUCCCUCCUCUCAGCAGCGUUCGUCGCCAACUCCCCGCAGUCUCUCGCUCUUCAGUGGCGAGCAAGGAAAAUCGAAGUUCGACGCGGAGUGAUAUCGGUGCAUUGGGUAAAAGAUGAAGCCGAGCUUCCUCGUUCUCCGUUCUCUUGUGCCCUACCUGUGCCUGUUAUUUAUGGUCUCUCCAAUCGUGAUUAGAUCAGUGUCGGCAGCUCCUCUCGAAGACCCCUUUCUCGGAAUUGCUCCCGAAGAUGAGAAAUAUUACAAAACCUCGGCGGAUUUAAUAAACUGUAAAGAUGGAUCCAAGAAAUUCAACAAAUCUCAACUCAACGAUGACUUCUGCGAUUGCCCUGAUGGCACUGACGAGCCUGGUACAUCUGCAUGCCCUGCUGGAAAAUUCUAUUGUCGCAAUGUAGGACAUGUUUCACUUUUCUUAUUUUCUUCUAGAGUGAAUGAUGGUAUCUGUGAUUGUUGCGAUGGGAGUGAUGAAUAUGAUGGUAAGGUAAAGUGCCCAAAUACAUGCUGGGAGGUUGGCAAAGUGGCCAGAGAUAAGCUGAAGAAAAAAAUCGCUACAUAUCAAGAAGGGGUUGCUUUACGAGAGCAUGAAAUUGAACAAGCAAAACUAGCUCUGACUAAAGAUGAGGCAGAGCUGACAAAGUUGAAGGAUGAGGAGAAAAUACUGAAAGGGCUUGUUCAACAGCUUAAAGAGCAUAAAGAAGAAAUUGAAAAGGCUGAGGAGAAAGAACGUUUACAGAAAGAAAAAGAAGAGAAGGAAAGAAAGGAAGCCGAAGAGAAGCUUAAUAAGAAGGAAAACAAAGCUGAGCAGGAAGUUGAUCAGGAGAUCAGAGAAGAUGUGGAUAAAACUGACAGUGAAGAGAAACCAACCGAAAGUUUACAUUAUAAUGGAGUUGGACCUUUGGAGGACUCUUCUUUAGUUCAGGAUGUGGUAGAGGACAAUGAUGAGUCAGCAGCUGAAGUUGAAAAUGGUGAUUCUUCAGAGAAUGAAGGAUCUAUGGUUAAUGGAGUAGAACAGAAUGCAGCGGAAGCAAAGAAAGAGUCUGCAGUUAUGCCUGAUUCUGGAAACAAGGGGAUUGAAAAUACUGAGGGAUUAUCAAAGGAAGAGUUGGGUCGCCUUGUUGCUUCUCGCUGGACAGGAGAGAAUACUGCAAAGCAAGCCGAACAAGUUGAUGCUGCAAAAGGUGAUGAUCAUGAAGAGCAUGAAGAGAUGCCUAGGGGGACACAUGAUGAGGAAGAUGAUGGCUAUGCUUCAGAAACUGAUAAUGACAACCAAAAAUAUGAUGAGGACAAUGAUGAUAUGGAAGACGAAGUAGAUGAAGAUUUUAGAGAGGAUCAUGAUGACUCUAGUUCUUCGUACAAAUCUGACUCAGACACUGAAUUAGACUUGUCAGAUACAACAACCCUGAGUAACCCAUCUUGGUUGGAGAAGAUUCAAAACACAGUGCAUAACAUUCUACGUGCUGUCAAUUUAUUUCAAACUCCAGUAAACCGGUCAGAGGCUGCUCAGGUGCGCAAGGAAUUUGAUGAGUCCAGUGCCAAAUUGUCCAAAAUUCAGUCAAGAAUAUCAAGUUUGUCGCAGAAGCUGAAACAUGAUUUUGGGCCUGAGAAGGAGUUCUAUUCAUUCUACGGUCGCUGCUUUGAGAGCAAGCAGAACAAGUAUAUUUACAAAGUCUGCCCAUAUAAGCAAGCUUCCCAGGAGGAGGGCCAUACUACAACACGUUUAGGGCAAUGGGACAAAUUUGAGGAUUCAUACAGACUCAUGAUGUUUUCAAAUGGUGACAAAUGUUGGAAUGGGCCUGAUAGAAGUUUGAAGGUCAAGCUAAGAUGUGGGUUGAAAAAUGAGGUUGCAGACAUAGAUGAACCAAGUCGUUGCGAAUACAUGGCAUUGUUAUCUACCCCAGCUCUUUGCCUUGACGAAAAGCUUAAGGAACUACAACAUAAACUAGACUUGAUGAAUAAAGAACAACCACAGAGUCAUGAUGAGCUUUGAACCGUCUGGUUGGCUUUGGCUGCGACUGCUCUUUCGUAAGCUGACUGGUUGAAGUGAUCCCUUGUGUUGAUGAGAGACUAAUCUGCUCAAACUUGAUGAUACAGGGAUGCAUAAUUUGAUUGAUAGUUUGAAGGAAUUUGAAGCAACACCUGAAGUGGUGCACUGAACUCACUUUUUUUUUCCCUCUUUUCUUCCCCCCCUCCCCCGGGGUUUUGGAGCACACUUAAAUCUGACAGUUGUUUUUUGUUUUUGGGGGAAUAUGAACUGAGGCUUGGGAGUCCACAUCGCACGUUUGGCUCAGCUAAAUUGAUUUUGAUAUUCAUCCUCUAAAACAUUCUGUUCCCAGAGCAGCGGUUCUCAUUCCUACAUCUGCGACUGCCAGAGUUUGCAUA